CGGAGGUGCGGGUGUCAUGGCGUCCGGGGGGCACGGCGGCGGCGGGCGCGGAGCCGCCGAGGCGGGGACGGAGCCGUCCCUGAGGGGAGAAGGCGCGGAGCGUGCGGGCACCGGCAGCGGCAGCAGCGAGAGCGGCUCGUGCGCCACCUCGCUGUCCGCAAGCUCCGAUGACCUUGAGCCCGAAUGGUUGGAUGGUGUGCAGAAAAAUGGGGAAUUAUUUUAUUUAGAAUUGAGUGAAAGUGAAGAAGAAGUUCUGCUUCAGAACAGCUGCCCAGAAAUGCCAACAGUGAAUCAUGUCAGGUUUCGUGAAAAUGAAGCUGAAGUUAUUCAAGAGGGAUCAAGAAAAGAAAGAAAGUACGAACUGAAGAAAUUGACCAAGAUCUUAAAAAAGAAGAAUCUUCUACCAAAGCAUUCUGUUAAGAAAGGCAAUGGAAGCUGUGGUCCUACUUCCAUAUUGAAACAGCAGUCUUCUCAGAAAAUGGGUGUCACUGUUCAGCAGAAAUACAAAGAUGUAUAUGUUUAUGUAAAUCCCAGAAAACUGUACAGAGCUGGAGAAGACGAGCAGCAGAGGCUGCUGGAGGCCUUAGUAGGGAUUGUCCAUCAGUCUUCAUGGAGUACCAGAAGAGCAGAAAAACAAGGCAGAAAGGAUAAAGUCAUCAGUGAAGAGAAGCUUGUAGUACAUGGCUUGGUGCCAGGUAGUUCAGCAAUGAAAACGGGUCACAUCUUGAUUGGAGAUGCUCUAGUUGCUGUAAAUGAUGUUGAUGUCAAUUCUGAAAACAUAGAAAGGGUUUUGUCUUGCAUUCCAGGUCCUAUGCAGGUUAAACUUACAUUUGAAACAUCAGUAUUUGAGCCUGAAGUAACUUCUCAGCAAAGGAGUCAACGGGCACAGUCAAGUAUGAACAAUCUACUUCGGCUUUUGUGGGGAGAAGAUAGUGCAGACCUUCAGCAGGCUAUACAAGAUGUGCCUCAUAUUGUUAUGUUCCUUUCAAUGAAACUGGACUCUGAAACAUCUAAGGAUGAGCAAGAAAUUCUUUAUCAGUAUCCCAUAUCAGAAGCCUCCCAAAAACUGAAAAGUGUGAGAGGAAUAUUUCUCACACUGUCUGACAUACUGGAAAGUGUGACUGGUACCCAGAUUAUCAGUUCUUCCCUUUUCUUAUGCGAAAAACUGGUUCAAGUUGUUUACUGGAAAGAAUCUGACAAGUUACUUGUAAUUGGCCUUCCUGAAGAAAAUGUGCCGCUUUCUCAGCUGAGGAACAUGAUGGAAGAUGUUGUCAGCACCUUGAAAUUUAUGUAUAGUUCCUUAGACAGUGCUUUUUGCCAGGUGGAAAAUGUUUCUCGUCUGGAUCAUUUUUUCAACCUGUUCUUCCAGCGUGCGCUUCAGCCUGCAAGACUCAAGUCAAACACCAGCCCGAGUGUUCAGCACUAUGAUACCUGCAGUGCAAUAUUUUUAGACAAUCUCCCAGGCUUGCGCUGGCUGACGCUGCCUCAGGAAAUCAAGAUAGAAAUUGACACAGCACUGAGUGAUCUGGAAGCCGCUGAUUUUGCAGAGCUGUCUGAAGAUUAUUAUGACAUGAGAAGAUUAUAUAUGAUUAUGGGUUCUUGUCUCUUCUACAAGGGUUACUUGAUUGGUAAUCACCUGCCAAAGGAAGAUCUUCUGGAUAUAGGUUUAUAUUGUCGGCACUAUUGCCUGUUACCGCUGGCAGCAGAACAGAAGAUCGGUCAGUUAGUGAUAUGGCGGGAAGUAUUUCCACAUCAUCAUGUGCAGCCAUGUGACAUUUCAAGUUUUACAGGAUACACAGAACCUGAAGCAAGAUACUUUUUAUUGAUAGUUGGCUUGAGACACUUCAUGCUGUGUGUCCUACUAGAGGCAGGAGGCUGUGCUUCAAAAGCUAUUGGGAAUCCAGGACCAGACUGUAUAUACGUAGAUCAAGUCAAAGCCACUAUACUUCAACUGGAAGGAAUAGAUGCUGGCAUUGAGGAAAGGCUAGAUUCUCCUUCCAUUCCACCUUUAGCUUGUGCUGACUGGUUCCUUUCUGCAACACGUGACAAACUGGAAAACUUGACCACCUCACCCAUCCCCAAUAAGCUACAAAAUACUUCCAAAUCAGUAACGACUCCAGCAAGCAGAAGGACCCUGUUUGGCGACUCUUCCUUAAUGUCACGUAAGCUGAGUCCUACAAGAAACAGUGGAGGACCAGGCCCCAGGAAUGAAGGUCCUGUGGAGGAUGAAAGCAGUAAUCCACAGUCUGUAGUGGAUCAGAUCACUAGAAAAAAAUAUACCCUACCAAAUCCAUUUAAUUUAGGAAACCUCAAAAAGAAUCUUUCGGAGAAAGAUACAGAACUUCUUAAUGCUCUAAAGUUGACAUCUGGUCCUGAAAAUACCCUCUUCCACUAUCUAUCUUUGGAAACUAUGCAAGGAAUCUUUAUUACUCCAACUCACAAAGAAGUAGAACGGCUUGGUGGCUCCAUCCACCCCCAGUUAAUUGAGAAUUUCUAUCGUUGCUGCCUUUCCAUUCGUUCCAUUUUUCAGCGGUCCAUGAGGAAAGAACAAAAGAAAAAAGCAGGCGGUGGGAUUUCAGAAUUUAGUAAGGCAGCUGAGGACCUAGAUAUGAUAACAGAACAUGGAGUUUUGUUUGAGUGCUCCCCUGAUAACUGGACUGAUCAGAAGAAACCACCACCAACAAUGAGUUACUGGGUUGUGGGGAGACUUAUUCUGCAUCCAAAACCUCAGGAGUGUUACGUGUGCUUUCAUGAUUCAGUGACAGAAGCUGCUGUUGAACUGGCCUUUAAACUGUCCUUUGGCUUAGCUACAUAGAUGAGCUUCCUGAACAUUCAGCCUGCCUGUGGGGUGUUGCCAUCUCAAAGUACUUCAAUAAAAAGAGAAGUUAACUGUGGUGCCCUCCCAUGGCCUACAUUUGAAAUGCAUUAAAAAAAAAAAACAAAACAAACCUACCUUGUGGUAUAACACAGGUAAAACUUCAGUGAUUAUUCUAAUGAUCUUAUCAAUUGAAUACUUAAAGAACAUGUCAGAGAACCAAAUUUCUUAUUUUUAUAUACUGUCAAAUUAUUUAUUGUGACCAUAACUUCAUUAUAUGAAAACAUCACCUAAUUUGUACAUUCACUGCUGUUCAGUGUGUAAUACGCAAUGUAAAAUAACAAGCUGAUAUCCUCAAAGUACUCUCUGAAUAUUUGGUAGUGAUGGAGGUUAAAAAAAACAGUUUUCCAAUUAGUUUAAAUUUUACACCUCUAAGGGCAUGAAAAAUACUGUAUGUUUUCAGUAACUUUGUGUUAAUCAAAAUGGAAAGAAAUUUUUCAGCCAAUUCAUGGCAUUUAGCCACAAAAAACUAAUGGCUUCUAAUUUUUGCCAGUAUGGUCUCUUGCACACUGGUGACUACAGUGUGGUUGGUAUUUUACUUCAUGAGUUUUAACUAUACUUGUAUUUGUUAAAGCAAUUUCAAAGGCACAAAUGAAGAUGGGGGGCAGAGGCAUGCCGGUUUUAAGACCUAUGGACUUGGUUAAUUUUGUAUUAUAUUAAUAAUUUCAUAAUAAAAAAGUAUAUUUGUCAAA
Molecule: messenger RNA, 3567 nt
Organism: Apus apus (common swift)
Lineage: Eukaryota; Metazoa; Chordata; Aves; Apodiformes; Apodidae
Gene: INTU
Product: inturned planar cell polarity protein
Exons: 16
Coding region: 17-2815 (932 amino acids)
Biological process (GO): cilium assembly; nervous system development; establishment of planar polarity
Cellular component (GO): cytoplasm; cilium
Molecular function (GO): protein binding
Source: RefSeq, a predicted model, not a curated record